AUGCGCGAUAUCUCCGCCAGACGACUGGGGAAACGCUUUGUGAAUCGGAUCGUUUUCUUUUUCGACCCAAAGAAAAAGAAGGCUUACGAACUGAAGCAGUAUAGGAAAUAUCUCGCGAGUGCAGACGAGGAAUUCCAGGCAAAAUUCGCGGCGAACGCCUUGCCGAAGUCUGAGCUCGGUAAAUUCGUGAUUCUGGGUUAUGUUGCAUCAGGCGCAUUCGGCACAGUGCUCAAAGCCCGCCAUGAGACAGACACGAAGCCAUGCGCCAUAAAAAUCCAGAGCAAGGAGCGGGCCGUGAAACGACACUUCCCUGAAGGUCCGAUCGCGGAAAAGAAAAUGCAAGCUGCUCUCGACAGCGAGUUCGCCGUCAAAGCUCUAUACGGGUUCCAAGAUCCGACCAACCUCUAUCUGGUGAUGGAAUUCGCCGAAUACGGAGAUGUUCGAUCUCAAUUGAUCGACAAGGAAGGCGUCCUGUCGGAAGAGGCCGUGAAAUUCUUCGUCGCACAAAUCGUUCUGGCCUUCGAGUACUUGCACGCAUGCAAAAUUCUAUAUCGAGAUUUGAAGCCGGAAAACGUGAUGAUGUUCGAGGACGGUUAUCUCAAAGUGGGAGAUUUCGGAUUGGCGAAGCGAAGCGACGGAGAGAAAACCUCCACUUACGUCGGGACUAUAUAUUAUAUGGCGCCCGAGAUAGUAUUGAGAGAAAUGUAUGGUGUCGGAGUUGAUUGGUGGGCUCUUGGGGUUUUCACUUAUGUCUUGUUUUUCAAAGACUACGGUUUGACAAACGCCGACUGGACAGAUCGCCAGAUACACCUCGCGAUCGUGAAACAUGAAUUGGAAUUUUCGGACUCUCGCACCAUCAGCGAAGCGGCUCAAAACUUCAUUCGGGGUUUGAUGACGAAAAAAGUCUCGUCCCGACUGGGUACAAUGGAGCGAGGUAUCGCGGAUAUCAAAGAGCAUGCCUGGUUCGACCUGGACUUCAUGCAAAUCUACCACAAGAAAGCGAAGAUCCGCAUCGAACUCAGUCCACGAUAUAUCAGACCCUAUGACAUAUUCCAAAUAGUGCCCCGGGUGCAUCGAGAAGACAUCCACCGGGAAACGUUCAAGGAGUUCUGA
This is a messenger RNA of Galendromus occidentalis (western predatory mite), 1113 nucleotides long. RefSeq names its product cAMP-dependent protein kinase catalytic subunit gamma-like. The record is from RefSeq and is a predicted model, not a curated record. Lineage: Eukaryota; Metazoa; Arthropoda; Arachnida; Mesostigmata; Phytoseiidae. Gene Ontology annotation, biological process: protein phosphorylation. Bases 1 to 1113 code for a protein of 370 amino acids. Gene Ontology annotation, cellular component: cAMP-dependent protein kinase complex; cytosol; nucleus. Gene Ontology annotation, molecular function: ATP binding; cAMP-dependent protein kinase activity. The transcript has a single exon.